AUGUUGUCGUGGUGGGAGCAGUUCCUGGAAUGGCUGAGGAGUUUGUUCUUCCUCAAGGAGAUGGAGCUGUCCCUAAUCGGGCUCCAGAGUGCUGGCAAGACUUCCCUUGUCAAUGUGAUCUCCACGGGCGACUACAAGGAGGACAUGAUACCAACAGUUGGUUUUAACAUGCGGAAGGUGACCAAGGGGGGUGUCGUCAUCAAGUUGUGGGACCUUGGCGGCCAGCCUCGCUUCAGGGGCAUGUGGGAGCGCUACUGCCGUGGCGUGCAGGCCAUCGUCUUUGUCGUGGAUGCCUCCGACCUCGACACAAUCGAUGACGCCACCCGGGAGCUGCAUGGAUUGCUGGACCGCCCGCUUCUGGAAAACAUCCCGCUGCUAGUGCUGGCAAACAAGAACGAUGUGCCAGAGGCGGUGGGGGUGGAGGAGAUCGUGAGCAGGAUGAACCUCAAGAGUUUGACGAUGCGUGAGGUCGCCACCUACAGCAUCUCGUGCAAGAGCAAAUCCAACAUCCAUCUGGUGCUGGAAUGGCUGACAAAGCACGCUAAGUGA
Messenger RNA from Ostreobium quekettii, 549 nucleotides. The record is from the annotation of a GenBank genome assembly. Lineage: Eukaryota; Viridiplantae; Chlorophyta; Ulvophyceae; Bryopsidales; Ostreobiaceae.